AUGGGUCACGCUCACGGUCUGAGAUCGGGCACGCGGUAUGCCUUCUCGCGCGGCUUCCGGAAGCAUGGACAGAUCCCUCUGUCCACCUACCUGAAGCAAUACCGUAUGCCCUACAAGUACUACCACGGCAAGACUGGUGUGGUCUACAACGUGACCAAGUCCGCCGUCGGUGUCAUCGUCUACAAGCGUGUCGGCAACCGCUACAUCGAGAAGCGCAUCAACGUGCGCAUCGAGCACGUCACCCACUCCCGCUCCCGUGAGGACUUCCUCAAGCGUGUCAAGGAGAACGCCAUCAAGAAGAAGCAGGCCAAGGAGCAGGGCAUCCACAUCCACCUGAAGCGACAGCCCGCUCAGCCCCGGGAGGCCCACGUCGUUGAAGCCGAGGGUAACUUCCCUGAGACGAUCACGCCCAUCCCGUACGACACCCACAUUUAA
Molecule: messenger RNA, 435 nt
Organism: Rasamsonia emersonii CBS 393.64
Lineage: Eukaryota; Fungi; Ascomycota; Eurotiomycetes; Eurotiales; Trichocomaceae
Product: 60S ribosomal protein L21
Exons: 3
Coding region: 1-435 (144 amino acids)
Biological process (GO): translation
Cellular component (GO): cytosolic large ribosomal subunit; ribosome
Molecular function (GO): structural constituent of ribosome
Source: RefSeq, a predicted model, not a curated record